Aspergillus terreus NIH2624 is the source of this 1311-nucleotide messenger RNA. RefSeq lists its product as uncharacterized. Bases 1 to 1311 code for a protein of 436 amino acids. Lineage: Eukaryota; Fungi; Ascomycota; Eurotiomycetes; Eurotiales; Aspergillaceae. The transcript is spliced from 7 exons. The record is from RefSeq and is a predicted model, not a curated record.
AUGAAACGGCUGGCCCUUCCGUCCGCCGCUGAUCCUCCUGGAUAUGACCUGUGCCGUGUGAUCGUCUCUCCGAUGGGCAAGGAGUUUACGUAUAAGAUUGAUAGUUCGUUUCGUCUGGAGUUACUCCUCAUUUUUAUCCUAUGUCGCCAGCGUCGGACCAUGGCCGGCGGAGAUGAUUUCACCAUCGAGGCCUUCACCCUCCUGGGGAUUGCCAUUGUCACCAUUGCCAUUCGUGUUGUCGCGCGCUGGACGACGGCGGGUCCUAAGAACUUCCAGCUCGAUGAUUACUUGAUGCCCUUGGCCGGAGUCGUGUAUGGCCUCGAAACAGGCGCCGCCUACUGCGUCGGCGCGUGGUGGCACGGGCUCGCCAAUAACGCCAUGACCGACGAACAACGUGCCUCGCUCUCGCCGGACUCGCCCGAAUACCAUCUGCGCGUCGGCGGGUCCAAGACCCAGGUGCUGGGGUGGUCGCUGUACACGACGCUGCUGUGGCUGCUCAAGGCGUGCAUGGCGAUCUUCUAUUCGCGCCUGACUGCCGGUCUGAUGAACAUGCGCAUCCGCGUGAAGCUCGCCUACGCCUUCAUCGGCGCAACCUAUAUCGCCGUGAUCCUCUCCAUCCUGCUGGGCUGUCGGCCGAUGAGCAAAAACUGGCAGAUCUAUCCCGACCCCGGGAACUACUGCCAGCCCGCAGUGUCGCAUAUCGAUGUCUAUGUCACGGUUGUGCUGAACGUCGCUACCGAUCUCUAUCUGAUCACCAUUCCGACUCCGAUGCUGUUCAAAGCCCGGCUCCCCUGGCGGGAAAAAUGCGAGCUCCUCGUUCUCUUCAGCGGCGGAAUCUUCGUCAUGGCGGCUGGCAUUCUCCGCUGCGUGCUGAUCGUCACCGCCGGCGCCAACGGCGCCUCCCAGGCCGGAAGCUGGGCCUGUCGCGAGACCUUCGUCGCCGUGAUCAUCGGCAACGCCCCCAUGAUCUACCCGCUAGUCCGGCGCAUCGCCAAACGCGCCGGCUGGUACGUCAGCACCCUGACCACCGGCCGCGGCACGCACUCGCAGAGCUACCCGCUCUCCGAGAGCGACGCCCACGACCGCUCCACCAUGCACAGCAAGCGCCGCAAGUUCCGCCACCCGCUGUCCAUCCCGGACACGCAGUGGCAGACCGUCAGCGACGAGCAGAUGAUCCUCCCCGGGCGCGGCCAGCAGCCGCCGACGUGUACGGCCGAAUGGGACAACCAGAGCCGGCGCAGCACGGACGGCAUCAAGGUGGUGCAUGAGACGAUUGUGCAGAGUGCGCUGCGGGAUAAAGAGCGGCGGUAG